AUGUUGGGGAGAAGAAGGGUACCCGCAGAUACGGCCUGUGACAUCUCGGUUGCCGCCACGUCGUAUCCCCGAAGAGAAAGAACUUCAGAAAACGUCGUUCUAACUUUUACCAAACAACUGUUCCAAAUUGUCAAUCCCACCCGACGGAGUUUCCGGCGUCCCUUCCGGCUCCUUGGGUUGAUCGUCCGGCCCCUCCCCCUUGUCCUUCCCCCCAUCCUUCUUCCCCUCGUCCUCCUCAUCUUCAUCCUUCCUAACUGCCCUAGGAUCAAUGAAAGUACCGGUAAGCUCGAUCUCCUCUUCCAUAUCCUUUUUCUCUUGCUCCUGAAUCCACUUCUCCCACAGCACGCCCCCCUUAUACACUACAAAAAUGCCCAGGACACUGGCCAAGCCCGCCCACAUCCUUUGCAGAUCGCGGAACCACUGCGUGGCGACCUCAUACUCCUCCAGCUCCAUGAUCUCCUGCUCGGCCUCCGAAUACUGUGUCGUCUUCCGGCGGCGCAGCUCGCGAUCGCUCACGUAGUCAUCCCUCUUGAUCCCCAGCGCGCGCAGCGGUAUCGGGCCCGUCGCUACGUUGCCGAGGGACUUGGCCGUCGCCGCGUGCGUCUCUCGCACAGGCGUGAACGGCAUGUCGCGCGACGGGAGGCCCAGCACCGAACCGGUCAGACUGCCGGCGGCUAG
This is a messenger RNA of Chondrus crispus (carragheen), 678 nucleotides long. RefSeq lists its product as hypothetical. The record is from RefSeq and is a predicted model, not a curated record. The transcript has a single exon. Lineage: Eukaryota; Rhodophyta; Florideophyceae; Gigartinales; Gigartinaceae. The coding region runs from base 1 to 678 and encodes 225 amino acids.